GAACUCAAGCGGAUUAAGGCGAUAACUCUCAGGGAUGCGCUAGGGCCUUCUUCCCAGGAGAAUGUUCCCACCCACCAGUUUUGGGUCGUCUUCCUGGCCUAUGGAAGUGGGAGAAGAGCAGGGUUGUUCAGCACUGUGAUUCAGUUAAGGAUCUUGGCCCUUCAAGAUAGCUCAUGAAAGGAACUUUUGCAUGUCUUCUGCGAGUCCAGGGAACUCUCACAUUUGAGAUCAUGGGUUCUGCGGGCACAGACUGUGUGUGCCAUCACCAUUUCUGAAGGUACAGAGAGAAGUAAAAACAGACACAGACAAAGGAAGCCUGAAGUCUAGGAAGGCAACGCACAGAAGCAUAGGUGUAGAAAUGAGGGGAAGAUUGAGGGAAGAUUCAAACAGGAAGGCUUGUGAACUAACUUCCAUCGCCCAGGGAUAGCCGGAAAGCCUGCAGCUGAUCUUGGAGCUUCCAAGUGCGAGAAGAUGGUCCCUGAAUGUAAAGCUUUGGGAGGAGGUAGGCAAGAGAGGGGCAAGUGAACACAGAAAGGGGAGAAGUGAACCCUGGGAAGUCUGGCCCAGGGAGGCUCCUACUGGGGUGGAGAGGUGCUCCCUCCUGUCAAACUUCCCACUCCUGGUACCCGGAAAAUAUUUGUGGAGUUGAAAUGGAUCAAGAUAGCAGAUGAAGGGACAUUCAGGGAACAGGCCUGGGUGACACGCCCAGGACCCUAGGCUGAUCAGGGGAAAAGACCCGCCCUCUGUAGAGGGAGGAACAGAGGGAAAGGGCUGGGUCUGGAGAGAGGGAGGAGUCCGGGACUAGAGCACCGCAGGCCUUUUGCACCAAAGCUCCAGUUAUCCCGAGGCCAAACUUCCAGCUGCAGCGACAUUCUAGUUGACUGCUGGCCCAGCGCUUGCCCACCUCCCGAGCGGUUGCCUAAGCUAGUUGCUCGCCUAGUUGAGCUUUGGUCGGACCCAUCCUGUUGCUCACGUUCUAGAAGUGCACAUUUGAGGGGUGGGGUGGGGAGGGGGAACGGGCAUCAAGCUCCAGUUUGCAAAGCGAGCUCCUGCCUCCCCAUGCACCUGCCGGGCUGCGCGCCAGCCAUGGCCGACGGGAGCUUCUCGCUCGCUGGCCACCUGCUCCGCAGCCCGGGCGGAAGCACGUCGCGUUUGCACAGCAUUGAAGCCAUCCUGGGCUUUACCAAGGAAGACGGGAUCUUAGACACCUUUCCUGCAGAGAGGAGCUCCAGGGGCUCGAAGGAACGCGAUCCCAGGCUAGGAGCCCGGCCAGCCUGCCCCAAGGCGCCAGCCGGAGGCUCGGAGUCUUCGCCACCAGCAGCCCCGGGGCUCGUCCCUGAGUACGAAGCUACUCGCCCCUGCUACCCCAAGGAGCAAGGAGAGGCACGGCCGAGCCCAGGACUCCAGGUUGGGCCAGCAGCAGGCGAUUCGAAGCUGUCGGAGGAGGAACCUCCCAAGAAGAAGCACAGACGCAACCGCACGACAUUCACAACGUAUCAACUGCACGAAUUGGAGCGCGCCUUCGAGAAGUCCCACUACCCCGACGUGUACAGCCGCGAAGAGCUGGCCGGCAAGGUUAACCUACCCGAGGUUCGGGUCCAGGUGUGGUUCCAGAACCGACGGGCAAAGUGGAGGCGUCAGGAGAAACUGGAAGUGUCGUCCAUGAAGCUGCAGGACUCGCCCCUCCUCUCCUUCAGCCGCUCCCCGCCUUCCACGGCACUGGCUCCGCUGGGGACCGGCCCGGGCAGCGGUAGCGGACCUCCGGGGAGCGCCCUGCCGCUGGAGCCGUGGCUCGGGCCACCGUUGCCCGGCGGAGGCGCCACUGCGCUGCAGAGCCUGCCAGGUUUCGGGCCACCAGGGCAGGGUCUCCCGGCCAGCUACACGCCGCCACCGCCCUUCCUGAACUCCGCGCCCUUGGGUCCAGGUCUACAGCAGCUCGGGCCACCGCCGGCGUACCCGUGCGCGCCUGCAUUCGGGGACAAGUUCUCGCUGGAAGAGGCGUACCCACGCAACAGCAGCAUCGCCGCGCUGCGCCUGAAGGCCAAAGAGCACAUCCAGGCCAUCGGGAAGCCCUGGCAAGCCCUCUAGAGGCGCUGCGGAGUUGCUGCGAGCCCUGCGUGCACCCAGCUUGGUUGGCUGCACUUUCUUUGCUAGCCCUGUUGCCACCCGGCGGCCAGCCUUGGGCUGAACACUGGCGCCUACUCCCGAUUCUUCGAGAAAAGGCCGAACUUGAGGCCAGCGGAACUUCAGCCUGGCCGUCAGAGGGAUGAGCUGCGGGUCCCGCUGGCCACACCGCUCCUAGCUGCUCCCAUAAGCAUCGCGGCGUCUACCAUCCGGAGGGACCAAGAAUCUUGACCUGGGAUGUUCCCGACGGAAAGAAUGGGGAGUGAGAAAAAUAGAGUUGAAGAAACUGUUUGUAAAGUUAGUUUAAAGUAUUUUGGAGGAAAAUUAAAGAUUUGUUUGUUGCCCGGCUAA
This is a messenger RNA of Arvicanthis niloticus (Nile rat), 2475 nucleotides long. It is a transcript of the gene Rax, whose product is annotated as retina and anterior neural fold homeobox. The record is from RefSeq and is a predicted model, not a curated record. Gene Ontology annotation, biological process: positive regulation of transcription by RNA polymerase II. Gene Ontology annotation, molecular function: DNA-binding transcription factor activity, RNA polymerase II-specific; RNA polymerase II cis-regulatory region sequence-specific DNA binding. Lineage: Eukaryota; Metazoa; Chordata; Mammalia; Rodentia; Muridae.